Messenger RNA from Harpegnathos saltator (Jerdon's jumping ant), 3704 nucleotides. RefSeq names its product Leucyl-tRNA synthetase (gene LeuRS). Gene Ontology annotation, biological process: leucyl-tRNA aminoacylation. Gene Ontology annotation, molecular function: aminoacyl-tRNA deacylase activity; ATP binding; leucine-tRNA ligase activity. The record is from RefSeq and is a predicted model, not a curated record. Lineage: Eukaryota; Metazoa; Arthropoda; Insecta; Hymenoptera; Formicidae. The transcript has 16 exons. The coding region runs from base 95 to 3640 and encodes 1181 amino acids.
GUGCUAUCCACGUGUUUCGCAUCGUGUGAUUUGUGCCGUAUGCCGAUAGCCGCCGUAUAAUAGCUAAUUAUUAUAUACGUUAAAUAUAAUUAAAAUGACCACAAAAAGGAAAGGAACUUUUAAAGUUGAGUAUCUUCAACAAAUUGAGAGAAAGAUACAAGCAAAAUGGGAGGCAGCAAAGAUAUAUGAAGAGGAUGCACCUUUGGAGGAUAAGAAGUCAUCAGAUGAAAAGUUCUUUGGAACUUUUCCAUAUCCGUACAUGAAUGGACGUCUCCAUCUGGGUCAUACUUUCUCAUUAUCAAAAUGUGAAUUUGCAAUUAGAUACAAUCGUUUACUUGGAAAAAGAGUACUUUUUCCUUUUGGCUUUCAUUGUACUGGUAUGCCUAUUAAGGCAUGUGCUGAUAAAUUGAAAAGAGAAAUAGAAUUAUAUGGCUAUCCACCACAAUUUCCUGAGGAAUUAGAGACAGUAGAAGAACAAGUGGAUGAUGUAAUACCAAAAGAUAAAAGCAAAGGAAAAAAAAGCAAAGCAGUUGCCAAAGUAGACUCAGUCAAAUAUCAAUGGCAAAUUAUGCAAGCCCUUGGUCUAAAAGAUGAGGAAAUUAAGAAUUUCACAGAUGCUGCAUACUGGUUGGACUACUUUCCACCACUUGCUGUGCAAGACUUAAAAUCUGUUGGGCUACAUGUGGAUUGGCGAAGGACUUUCAUUACAACAGAUGCAAAUCCAUUUUAUGACUCUUUUGUACGCUGGCAAUAUAAGCAUUUGAAAUCCAGGAACAAGAUUAAGUAUGGAAAAAGAUAUACCAUUUAUUCACCGAAAGACGGACAACCUUGCAUGGAUCACGAUAGAUCUUCCGGCGAAGGUGUUGAACCACAAGAGUACACAUUGAUCAAGAUGAAAGUACAGGAACCUUAUCCUCAGCAACUUGAGAAACUUUGUGGUAAACCAGUCUAUCUCGUAGCUGCAACUUUGAGACCUGAGACAAUGUAUGGUCAAACGAAUUGUUGGGUGCAUCCAAGUAUGAAUUACAUAGCAUAUGCUUUAACAUCUGGAGAUGUAUACAUUUCUACGGAACGUGCGGCAAGGAAUAUGUCUUAUCAAAAUUUCUUCAAAGAGGAGGGGAAGAUAAAUGUGCUUCUGAAGCUCACUGGCAAAGAUAUAUUGGGACUACCAUUGAAAGCCCCUCUCACUUUUAACAAUGUGAUCUAUGCAUUGCCGAUGUUGACGAUACAAGAAGAUAAAGGUACCGGUAUCGUAACUUCUGUUCCCAGCGAUUCGCCCGAUGAUUAUGCCGCAUUAACAGAACUGAAAAAUAAACAGCCACUUAGAAAGACGCACGGAAUCACCGAUGAGAUGGUGUUGCCGUACGAUCCAAUACCAAUCAUCGAUGUCCCGGAACUUGGCAAUUUAGUGGCGGUGCAAUUGUGCGACCAGUUAAAGAUUCAGUCUCCAAAUGACAAGAUCAAACUUAUGGAGGCUAAGAAGAUAGCAUACAUGAAAGGAUUUUAUGACGGUGUGUUGUUAGUAGGUCCGCAUAAGGGCAAGAAGAUACAAGAUAUCAAGAAGUUAGUUCAAAAGGAGAUGAUUGACAACGGCGAAGCAGUGAUCUAUUAUGAACCAGAGAAAACGAUCAUUUCGAGGUCGAAUGAUGAAUGUGUCGUAGCUCUGUGCAAUCAGUGGUAUUUGGAUUAUGGCGAAGAGAAUUGGAAGAAGCAGACAUUGGAAGCUUUGAAGAAUCUCAACACCUUUCACGAUGAAGUUCGAAAGAAUUUCACUGUUUGUCUCGAUUGGCUUCACGAACAUGCAUGUUCCAGAACGUAUGGGCUCGGCACCAAGUUACCGUGGGAUGAAAAUUGGCUGAUAGAAUCUUUAUCUGAUUCCACUAUAUACAUGGCUUACUAUACGAUAGCGCAUUUCUUGCAAGGUGGAUCAUUCAAGGGAGAUAAGCCUAAUGUAUACGGAAUAAAAGCUAGCGAUAUGACUUCGGAAGUGUGGGAUUAUAUCUUCUUCAAAGAUGCUAAAUUACCCGAGAGCAACAUAAAGAGAACGGUUUUGGAUCAUAUGAGGCACGAGUUUCAGUACUGGUAUCCGGUAGAUCUGAGAGUAUCGGGGAAAGAUCUCGUACCAAACCACUUCACUUACUUCCUUUACAAUCAUACAGCUAUGUGGCCGAAUGAACCUGAAAUGUGGCCGCAAGGAAUUCGAGCGAAUGGUCAUUUGCUCUUGAAUUCGACAAAGAUGUCCAAAUCAGAGGGCAACUUUUUAACGCUUGCUGAAGCUGUAGAGAAGUUCUCGGCCGACGGGAUGCGCCUUUGUUUGGCUGAUUCCGGCGAUUCCGUGGAGGAUGCUAAUUUCGUCGAAAUUACAGCCGAUGCGGGAAUUUUUAAAUUGUACAAUUUCAUAGAAUGGGUCAAAGAGGUGUUAGCUACGAAAGAUUCAUUUAGACAAGGAGAACCGUGCACUUUCAAUGACAAAGUCUUCGAGAGCGAGAUGAAUUGGAAAAUUCGAGAGACUGGCGAGAAUUAUUCGCGGAUGCUUUACAAGGAAGCCCUUAAGACAGGAUUUUUCGAGUUUCAAACGGCCAGGGAUAGAUAUUUGCAAUUGAGCGUAUUGGACGGUAUCAACUGGAUACUUAUUAUGAAGUAUAUAGAGUUCCAAGUCAUUAUCUUAUCUCCCAUUUGUCCGCAUGUUUGCGAGUACAUAUGGGGACUAAUUGGAAAAGACGGGAGCAUACUGAAUGCAAGAUGGCCCGCGCUGGGGAAAAUAAACGAGAUUCUUAUCAAAUCGUCGCAAUAUCUGGUAAAUGCAACUCAUGCGUUUAGAAUUCUUCUGCAAGAUUAUAUGACGCCAAAGAAGUCUUCAAAGGGAAAGGGCGAUAUAUCCGUCGCGAAGAAACCCACGCAAGGAAUUAUCUGGGUGGCUAAGACUUACCCACUUUGGCAAAGAGUCAUCCUCACGAGCAUGAGAGAGAUGUAUUUUAAAAAUGGGAAUAAAUUACCUGACAAUAGAGAACUCGCCAAGGAGUUGGCAGGCAAAACCGAAUUGAAAAAGUACAUGAAAAGGGUAAUGCCGUUCGCGCAAAUGAUGAAGGAAAAAGUGGAAGUCGCUGGUCUUAGCGUGCUAAACUUGACGCUCGACUUUAACGAGUUCGAUGUGCUCGAGAGCAAUAAGGAUUAUCUCAAGAAUACACUAGGUCUCGAUGAAAUUACCAUAAAGUACACAGACGAAGCCCCAGAGAGAACGAAGAGAGAAUGUUGCCCGGGCGCUCCGUACAUGGAUUUCUUUGACAAGGCUGCAAUUCCAGUACGCAUUAUUAAUCCACAAAGCUAUUGCGGUUUAUUCGAAUUAUCUAUAAAUGUCUCGCAAGCUGAUACAGCCUCAGAUAUCGUAUCUCGUAUCGUGAAGCAAUAUAAAUGUAUAAAAGAUCCCGCUUUGAUCGCGUUGUAUCGAUACGAGGAUCCAGUGAUGGGACCUAGGAUAAAACCAGUGUCAGGGGAGACUUCCAAGGGGAUGAUUGAAAUUUCAGCGGACUCUGUAUUUAAUGUAAAUACGGAAACGGGUAAUGUCGAAGUUAACGUUGCGGGUAACGUGUACUCAAUAGGCGAGCAAUUAGUAUACAUCGAUAGAUCUCUGGAAAAUUAGACGAUGUGCGCUUGAUCAUGUCGAAAACAUUUAGAUCAUUACAUUGUAUAUGAGUAUAUAAUAA